AUGUCUCGAACAUAUGAUUUUCCACCCACUUUAAGUCCAUUAGCUUAUAUAACACUUUUCCAUGUUCCUUUUUUCGCAUUUAUUUCUUUAUCUCUCAAACCCAUAACUAGCAAACGUCGCACUUGCGUACUUUGUAUUAUAAUCUUUGUUCAAGCAUUGAUUCCCUUAAUAUAUCAUGGAAGAUAUGAGUCAAUAAUGAAUUUCACUAUAGCAUUAUUAGCGAUACUUUACACAGUCAAGAUGACAACAUGGCUGAAAAAAAAUUUUCAAUCUUCUAUCGAUUCAAAAAUUAAAAUUCCUUCAUUCACCGCUUCUCUAUUCAAUUGGCGUCCUAAUGCGGUAACAAUUCCUGAUGAAUCAAAAUAUCAAAGAUACAUUGAUUCUAUUAAAGUUAAGGAUCUUAAUCAAGAGAUAAUUAAUAACACAAUUAAAGCCAUUAUAAAUUUUGUGAUUUUAGACCUUAUAGUUGAAUAUUUAAGGAUUAACAAACCAGAAUUUUUAGAAAGAUCAUAUGGAUUACGAGUUUUAGAUUAUCUUAGGACUGGAC
Molecule: messenger RNA, 547 nt
Organism: Dentiscutata heterogama
Lineage: Eukaryota; Fungi; Glomeromycota; Glomeromycetes; Diversisporales; Gigasporaceae
Source: the annotation of a GenBank genome assembly